Molecule: messenger RNA, 816 nt
Organism: Myotis brandtii (Brandt's bat)
Lineage: Eukaryota; Metazoa; Chordata; Mammalia; Chiroptera; Vespertilionidae
Gene: ZNF446
Product: zinc finger protein 446
Exons: 6
Coding region: 1-816 (271 amino acids)
Biological process (GO): regulation of DNA-templated transcription
Source: RefSeq, a predicted model, not a curated record
AUGGGGAAGGAGCCCCAUAGCAAGGGCAUUCUGCACCGAAGUGGAAAUGUACAGUUCUAUCUGAAGGUGUGUCAGACUCGGGAUGUAAAUCAUGGGGCAGUUUCCUCAUCGACAGACGGAGGGAGACGGGAGCCCCCGGUGACCGGCCUCUCCCCUCAGAUCACAGCCCAGGUCCUGAAGCGGGCGGUGCCCCCGGCGGCACAGAAGGCAGAGGACUCCCUGGCGAGUCUCCGCUCCUCAGAGCGAGGGCAGCCCCUCGGGGCAGCCGCUGGGGAGGGGCCGGAGGGUGCCCAGCUCGGGGGCUGCUGUGUGAAGAAGGAGCCUGAGGCCGAGGCGCAGGAGAUGGCCUCCGCCAGCCCCCCAAAUCCGGUCCAGUCCCAAGAGGGGCCAGUUGGACCUGGGGAACCGGACGCGGCCUCCUUCCACCCGCCCAGGAUGCAGUCAUCUGAGGCUGAUGGGGCGGGGGCGGAUGGAGGCCUCGCAGUGAUGGCCAACUCGGGGCAGGAGGAGUGGGGGCUGCUGGACCCGUCGCAGAAGGAGCUGUAUUGGGACGCGAUGCUGGAGAAGUACGGCUCCGUGGUCUCCCAGGGUGAGGACGGCGCCCACCCCCGGUGCCUGCACCCUCCGCUCCCCCCUCCCCCAGCUGUCUCCCCUGGAAGAUGCCGGAGCCCCGGAGGCCAGGCUGCUGUUGCCGGGGAGGGAGCCGCCCGCUCCCCGCGGCUGUGGGUUUGGGAUGAAUCCGCUUUCCGCGUCCGGAGGUUCCUGGCAGCGACCCUGGCCUCUGGCUUCUGCUUGGGCUCCGGAGUCCCAGCUUGA